AUGGAUGGAAAUUGUGCUUUACCACCAUCGACAGAACGAGAAGCUAAUGAAGAUGCUUAUUCAAGCUGUUGCGGGUCUAAUUCCAAUACACAUCCAUACUGUACUAUUAAAGGAAAGAAAAUUUAUGGAAUAUUUCUAUUAUGUGCGAUGAAUAUUACACUAUGCUCUUCACUUUCUUUCAUUGAUAACAGUAAUCAAUCACUAUUGAUUGUUGCUUUGAUAAAUUUAGCUUUCACAAUCUUGGCUGGUAUUGCUCUUGCUAUUCAUACAUCACAACUUAUUAUCGUUUGUAUCAUUUAUAAAAUUUUAUAUGCGACGUAUUUAUCAUUUCUGAUAUGCAAAUUGAUCGAUGCUUUAGUAAUGGAACAAUGUUAUAUUACGCCAGAAAAUAUAUGGCUUAUUAUAGCACUUAUAUGUACAACGGUCGAAGUUAGCUUGUUCAGGCUAUUGAUGAAUUUUAAAGUAGAAGUGGAAGAAGAAGGAAUGCAAUCACCCCCGAAAUAUUCCACUUGUACUUCAACGUUAUCUGCAAACAAUUCACAAUUACCUACUUAUAAUGAAGCGCUUAAAAUGAUUGAAGAACAAAAAGAUGGAAUGCAGAAACGAAAUUCGGAAACGCAAACUUUGCCACCAAUUUAUACUAUACAAACUACUGGAAUGACAAGAUCAAUAUUUAAAAAUAAUUUAUCUAUUUGA
Molecule: messenger RNA, 696 nt
Organism: Cercopithifilaria johnstoni
Lineage: Eukaryota; Metazoa; Nematoda; Chromadorea; Rhabditida; Onchocercidae
Source: the annotation of a GenBank genome assembly